Magnolia sinica is the source of this 1687-nucleotide messenger RNA. RefSeq lists its product as uncharacterized. The transcript has a single exon. Lineage: Eukaryota; Viridiplantae; Streptophyta; Magnoliopsida; Magnoliales; Magnoliaceae. Bases 379 to 1416 code for a protein of 345 amino acids. The record is from RefSeq and is a predicted model, not a curated record. Gene Ontology annotation, biological process: transmembrane transport.
AAUCAGGUACUUCUAAUCAAACCACUUCUUCUUCUUUCUCUCCAUCUUCAUUUCCUCUCAUGAAAGAUUAUCACAAUCCAAGAAAGAAAAAGGAAAAAAGGAAAAUUUUCUGUACCAUACAAUAAAAAAUAUGGGUCUUAAAUAUCGAUUCCAUUUGUACAUAAUCAAAGAAUCGAAUCUGUACAGUUUUAGCAAUUUAGGGCAAAAGAAAAACAAAUCGAGAAUAGUUCGAUUUCUCUGAAUUAGCGUUUUAGGGCAGAGAAAAUCGAGAAUUAGAAGGAAUCGAGAAUCCGAAAUCUCUAAAUUAGUGGAGUUUUAGAGUGAAAGAAAUCGAGAAUAGAAGGAACCGAGAACCCGGAUUCUCUCAAAGUGGAGAAAAUGAGCUUGAGUGCUGCCGCCGAAGAGGAUUCGGCGCCUGACAUCCAUCUGCCUGCCGAUAUCGAUUGGCAGAUGCUUGAUAAAUCGAAGUUCUUUGUCCUCGGUGCGGCCCUUUUCUCUGGCGUAUCCGCUACUCUCUACCCUGUCGUUGUCCUCAAGACCCGUCAGCAGGUCUGCCAGGCGCACCUCUCCUGCUUCAAGACAGCGGUCUCGAUCCUCCGCCAUGAGGGCCUUCGUGGCCUCUACCGUGGGUUCGGCACCUCCCUCACAGGGACAAUCCCCGCACGGGCGCUCUACAUGACUGCUCUUGAGGUCACCAAGAGCAACGUUGGGACUGCCACCGUGCGGCUGGGAUUCCCUGAGCCUGCGGCAUCGACAAUCGCCAACGCAGCCGCGGGGCUCAGUGCUGCCAUGGCUGCGCAGCUCGUCUGGACUCCCAUUGACGUCGUCAGCCAGCGGCUCAUGGUGCAGGGGAAUCCCUCAUCUUCUUCUUCAUCUUCCAUGUCCAAAUACUGUGGCGGAGUUGAUGCAUUCCGGAAGAUUCUCAGAUCGGACGGGCUGCGGGGUCUGUAUAGGGGGUUUGGGAUGUCGAUCUUGACGUAUGCGCCAUCGAAUGCGGUUUGGUGGGCAUCAUAUUCAGUGGCCCAGCGGCUCGUUUGGGACGGGCUAGGCUGCUACUAUUACUGUAGAAGAGAGCCUGAUGGUAAAGGAAGUGCCCCAUUUCGGCCUGAUUCGAAGACGGUCAUGGCUGUUCAGGGGCUGAGCGCUGCAAUGGCAGGUGGGGUUUCAGCUUUGAUCACGAUGCCGUUGGAUACGAUCAAGACAAGGUUGCAGGUGUUGGAUGGGGAGGAGAAUGGGAGGCGGCCCCCAACGAUUGGGCAGACAGUUAGGAAUCUUGUGAGGGAGGGUGGGUGGGCUGCGUGUUACAGAGGCCUGGGCCCGAGAUGGGCAUCCAUGUCAGUGUCCGCAACCACGAUGAUCACUACCUAUGAGUUCCUGAAGCGGUUGUCUGCGAAGAGGCAAGAGAGCUUGACUUGACAGUGAAUGGUCUGGCGGAAAUGGGAAAAUGUUUUUCUUCUUCUGUUUGAGCUUUGUAUGAUGAACCUGCUUUGUGUAAGUAAAAUGCAGGUUUCAUAUCCCUUUUUUUGACGUUUUAAACCUUCUCCUCUCCUUCCCAUUCUCUCCUUCUCAAGCUGCUACCUGGGUUUAUUCUUCUCUGGUUUGGGAGAUUGAAUUGAAGGGGAUUUUCUUGUAUUCUGUAGAUAUAUGUAUCAAUGUUCUAUGAAUGGGGGAGGUGGGUUUAUAUGAA